This is a messenger RNA of Cynara cardunculus var. scolymus (artichoke), 564 nucleotides long. RefSeq names its product probable (S)-N-methylcoclaurine 3'-hydroxylase isozyme 2. The record is from RefSeq and is a predicted model, not a curated record. Gene Ontology annotation, molecular function: monooxygenase activity; iron ion binding; oxidoreductase activity, acting on paired donors, with incorporation or reduction of molecular oxygen. Bases 1 to 564 code for a protein of 187 amino acids. The transcript has a single exon. NCBI's taxonomy places the organism in Eukaryota, Viridiplantae, Streptophyta, Magnoliopsida, Asterales, Asteraceae.
AUGACGGAGCUAGUGAGACACAAAGAGGUCAUGUCUAAAAUAAUGGAAGAGAUUAAAAGGGAAAUCAACUCCGAUACAAUCACUGACUCACAACUAUCUAAGUUACCUUAUCUACAAGCUAGUAUCAAAGAAGCCAUGAGAUUACACCCACCGGUGCCUCUUCUUCUUCCACAUAUGGCGGCUGAAACUUGUAAGGUUAUGAAUUACACAAUUCCUAAGAACUCCAAAAUAUUUGUCAAUCUUUGGGCAAUGGGCCGAGACCCUAAACUUUGGGAUGACCCUUUAUCUUUCAAACCCGGAAGAUUUAUUGGAUCAAAAGUGGAUUUUAAAGGCCAAGAMUUUGAGCUAUUACCAUUUGGUUCAGGGAGGAGGAUGUGUCCUGGAAUGCCAUCAGGUGUCAAGAGUGUUCAACUUAUAUUGGCGUCUUUGAUUCGUGAGUUUGAUAUGGUUCUUCCGGAUGACGUUGAUCCUUUACAGCUCAACAUGAACGACAAAUUUAGGAUCGCUUUGGGAAUGGAAAAACUUUUGAAGCUCCUCUUCAAACAAAAACAAGAAUCUCUAUGA